UUUUGUCGAGCGUGCAGCUAGAGAAUAUAUUCUGAAGAGAGAUCGUCAUCAUCAUGAAUUAUUACGACCAGCAACAGCCUGAUUUUGUUGGUGUUCCGCAACAGCCUCCUGUUGGUGUUCCUCAACAGCCUCAUGUACUUGGUGUUCCUCAACAGCCUCCUAUUGGUGUUCCUCCUCCUCAGUGGAAUCCAAAUUAUGUUGCCUAUCCUCCACCACCACCAGUAUAUCCUCCACCACCGGUAUAUCCUCCACCACCGGUCAGUAUCCAAAUGAAUAACAAUUCAACGCCACAAGUAGAGUACGUCUACGUGACUCAAAAACAAGAAACGGGUUUACUCGAGAGCUGUAUGGCGCUGCUCUGCUGUUGUUGCAUCUUUUCCAUAUUUCCUUGCUACUAUUGCUGAACAAAGAACUUCAGCGAUUCAGCCAUGCAUGGUCACUUGACUUCGAUCGCAAUAAGUAUGUAGGAGGCAUCAUUUUCGCAUAUUUUCACAUAUGUAUUUAUGUUUGUGCUUUCCAAUGUUUGAAUUGAUGUU
Juglans regia (Persian walnut) is the source of this 536-nucleotide messenger RNA. Its product is annotated as cysteine-rich and transmembrane domain-containing protein WIH1-like. The record is from RefSeq and is a predicted model, not a curated record. NCBI's taxonomy places the organism in Eukaryota, Viridiplantae, Streptophyta, Magnoliopsida, Fagales, Juglandaceae. The coding region runs from base 54 to 404 and encodes 116 amino acids. The transcript is spliced from 3 exons.